CCCUCCCUUGGGAAAAGGAGGCAUCUUCAGGCCAGACAGGUAUGGGAGGCCCAGGGUGGGCACCUCAGGGGAAGGAUCCCUGCCCGUGGCAGGAGACCUGUUAGAGAGCCAGGAGUUGUCAGGCAGUUGCCUAGGGAAAGUGAGGCCCCAGUGCCCACCAGCACCUCCCUGCCCCCUUCCCUAGAGUCCAAGCGAUGGCAACACGGGAUGGACAGAACAGGGUGCCUACCCAGCUUUGGCCAGGAGGGGGCGAGGUGAGCUGGCUAGAGGGCUUGCCAGCAUCCAUGGCCACCUCCAUUGUCAGGCUCAAAGCCCCCAGCCCAGAUCCUCACCUUCAGCUUGACCCACGCCAGGGACCUGGCUGGGGUCUGGCGUCAAGUUCCUCCCCUCGGGGGGGUCCCUGAGUCCAAAGACAAGGUCAGACACAGGGAUGCUGAAUCAGAAGGCCCCCUGGGGAAGGUGGCUAGAGGGACAGAAGUACCAGCAAGAGCAAAGGGGCAGAGGCAGGAGAGAGAGGGAAUAGGAAAUGCCAAGACCCCAGGCCUGGCAGUUACCUCAUGCAGCUUCUGUGUGUGGCACCUGUGAGGUGGACAGCAUUUGCGCCAGGUUAUUGGCAGUCAGAGAGGUUGCAAGCCCACCCAAGGUCACACAGCUGGGAUUGAGCCCCUGGAACUCGGACCCCAGCAUGCCUGUUGCCAGCACCUUCACUAUUCCUCUGGCCCUACCCUGCCUCUGGAGACAUUGGAACUUCAGUACAUCUGCAGGCUGCAACAUUAUCUUGGACUCCUCCAGUGAUGGGGAGCUCACUACUUAUGAAGGCACUCAAAGACCAGGACCUAAUUGCAGAACUUUAUCCUCUUAAAGAGUUCCCUGGAUGGGGGUGGGGUGGGGAUGGGAGUUCUCUGCCUACUUGCACUCCUCUACCUGCUCCUGGCUCUGUUGGGCUGGCCUCUAUAGAAUUCCUGAGCCCAGAGGGGACCCUGAGAUAGGUUUCUGUCCAGAUAGAGGUGGGGUGUGGAGAGGGCCGCACCCUUUCCUCUGCUCAGCUCAGAUCCCUUCUUCUCUAGGCGCACUCUCGAAGCCCACCCUCCUACAUGACCCUCCUGGUGCAGGUGCAGGGAUUAUCACAGCUAUUCUGAUGGUGUGGGUCCCAGGAGGGAACUUACACACCCUCCAUGCCCAUUUUCUUGCAGCUCUGCCCCUUGUCCUGGGCCUGGGCUGGAGUCUGGGGGUAGCCAAGUCAUGUGGUAAGCCUGUGGUUGGCAGAGGGGUGGGCUCACCCAGAGCCACACAGCGGUCAAGGGGCAGUGUGAGGAACCCCAUAGCCCAGUUCCACACAUGUGAGAGGGCUGGCUCUGGGGUCUCUCUCACCUUCGGACCCUUUGAGCAUACCUGCUCCUGCCUCAGUUUCCCCAUCUCAUGCAGGCCCCUCCCUUCCCUGCAUCCUCACUAUGGCCCCCUCACUCUGGCCCAGCUCACAGGGACAGGCCAGGACCAUUCCCCACCCAGGGCCUUUCUCCCUUUGCCUGGGGCACUGUCUGAGAAUGAGCAGUUCCUGCACGCUCACCUCAGCUCUCCUGGGCACCAUGGUCCUCCCUGGAAGGCCAGCUCCACUGGGCAAGGAUGUUUCUCACCUGGUUCUCGUCCUCACUCCAUGCCUGGGCAGACAACAGGUGAGGUGACAUUCCCAAACAGCAGUAUGUGCUGGACCUAUGACGUCAGCAACAGAAACCUCAAGACAUUUUCAUGUCGUGUCAUAGAUGUUGCAGGAACCAUGAAAUCUUGUUUCUGUUCCCUGCUCAACUGAAAUUACAGAGAUUGUCAGCCUGCAGCCAGCCUUUUCAUCUCUGGUGCUGGUGACAAUGCUGCAUAUCGUGCCCCAUUCUGCACAACGCUUCAUUUCCAUGUCUUCUGGCUUUAUGGAGGUGAACGCAGUUAGAAGGACAUACUGGAGGUGUGUGGUCUGGAAAGUUCUAACCACACUUAGUACGUCUUGGAAGCCAUCACCCUUGUCAAGGUAUCAGGCAGCUCAGCUGUGCCCAGGGUCCUGUCCCGGGGCCUUCGCACUGACUGCUCCCUUCCAG
Molecule: messenger RNA, 2084 nt
Organism: Balaenoptera musculus (blue whale)
Lineage: Eukaryota; Metazoa; Chordata; Mammalia; Artiodactyla; Balaenopteridae
Exons: 3
Coding region: 875-1807 (310 amino acids)
Source: RefSeq, a predicted model, not a curated record